This is a messenger RNA of Sebastes umbrosus (honeycomb rockfish), 3573 nucleotides long. It is a transcript of the gene loxl2a, whose product is annotated as lysyl oxidase-like 2a. The transcript is spliced from 14 exons. NCBI's taxonomy places the organism in Eukaryota, Metazoa, Chordata, Actinopteri, Perciformes, Sebastidae. The record is from RefSeq and is a predicted model, not a curated record. Gene Ontology annotation, biological process: peptidyl-lysine oxidation; sprouting angiogenesis. Gene Ontology annotation, molecular function: copper ion binding; protein-lysine 6-oxidase activity. Gene Ontology annotation, cellular component: membrane. Bases 181 to 2412 code for a protein of 743 amino acids.
AGUUGAGCAGCAAACAGCAGCCAGGAGGAAGAAGAGCACUAAGACAAAGACCCGCUGCUUUCACAUCUCCAUCCUCCUCCAACAGGCUGGAAAACCUCAAAGUCUGCGUCUUGGGGGAGUGUUUGUUGCUUCUUCUUCAGUCUGUCAAAAUCACCGUCUUUUCCUCCCUUCUCCUGCAUCAUGCUGCGCCCAGCUGCCAUCCCCUGUCUCUUGUCCACCUUGCUGUGCAUGUUGGCGCUGUGCAGCGCCCAGUCAGAAUCCAGCCCCCCUGUAAUCCAGCUACGUCUAGCCGGGGAGAAGCGGAAACACUACGAGGGCCGGGUGGAAGUUUUCUACAAUGGAGAGUGGGGGACGGUUUGCGAUGAUGACUUCUCCAUCUCCGCUGCACAAGUGGUGUGCAGAGAGCUCGGCUUCAUUAAUGCCGAGACCUGGUCGCCCUCGGCCAAGUAUGGAAGAGGAGAAGGCCGUAUCUGGUUAGACAAUUUGCACUGCAAUGGUGGAGAGAAGAGCCUGGCUCAGUGUCACUCCAAUGGCUUUGGAGUGUCGGACUGCAAACAUUCAGAAGAUGUCGGAGUGGUUUGCUCCCAGAAGCGCAUUCCAGGCUUCAAGUUCAUCCGGAACCAGGCCAGCAACGACGAGGGUUCGACGGUGCAGGUGGAGGAUGUGAGGCUCAGGGCCACUUACUCUCACAGGAAAAGGAUUCCCAUCACUGAGGGCUUUUUGGAGGUGAAAGACGGAGGCAAGUGGAGACAGAUCUGUGACGAGGAGUGGACGGAGAAGAACAGCAGGGUCAUCUGUGGCAUGUACGGCUUCCCCGGGGACAAGCGCUUCAAUAGCAGACCCUACAAAUUGCUGGCCAAGCGUCGUAAGAAGAACUACUGGGGUUUCUCUGUCAACUGCACAGGCAACGAGGCCGACCUGACCGACUGUAAGAUGGGUGGAGAGAUACAGCUGAAGGGCAACAGCACCUGUGAGAAAGGCAUGCCUGUAGUGGUCAGCUGUGUACCUGGACGUGCCUUUGCUCCCAGCGUCAGUGCCGGCUACAGGAAGGCCUACAGGGUGGAGCAACCCUUGGUGCGUCUAAGAGGCGGAGCUAAUAUUGGCGAGGGGCGAGUGGAGGUGUUGAAGAACGGGGAGUGGGGGACGGUGUGUGACGACAACUGGAACAUUCGAGCUGCCACCGUGGUGUGUCGAGAGCUGGGGUUCGGUAGCGCCAAAGAGGCCUUGACUGGCGCACGACUGGGACAAGGGAUCGGGCCGGUCCACAUGAACGAGGUAGAGUGUUCUGGCUUUGAAAAGUCACUGACUGAGUGCUUCUUCAAUCGCGACGCGUUGGGCUGCAGCCACGAGGAAGACGCAGCAGUCAAGUGUAAUGUUCCCGCCAUGGGCUUCCAAAAUAGACUGCGGUUAAAUGGCGGCCGUUAUCCCUACGAGGGCCGCGUGGAGGUUCUGGCAGAGAGGAACGGCUCUAUGGUGUGGGGCACAGUGUGCAGUGACAGCUGGGGGACCAUGGAGGCCAUGGUUGUGUGCAGACAGCUGGGCAUGGGCUUUGCUAGCCAUGCGUUCCAGGAAACAUGGUACUGGCAAGGAGAUGCCUCAGCUGAUGCAGUCUUGAUGAGUGGAGUGAGAUGUUCAGGAACUGAGCUAACUCUGGAGCAAUGUCUACAUCAUGGGAAACACAUUACCUGUCCCAAAGGAGGCGGACACUUCGCUGCCGGGGUCUCCUGUACUCAGAUGGCCCCAGACCUGGUCCUCAGUUCCCAGGUAGUGGAGCAGACCACCUACCUGGAGGACCGACCCAUGUACGUGCUACAGUGCGCCCACGAAGAGCACUGUCUGUCCAGUAGUGCUGACAAUGCCGAAGCCAGCUCCUACCGCCGCCUUCUCCGCUUCUCCUCCCAGAUCCAGAACAACGGCCAGUCAGACUUCAAACCUCGGGCAGCACACCACUCCUGGGUUUGGCACGAAUGUCACAGACAUUACCACAGCAUGGAGGUUUUCACCCACUAUGACUUGUUGACUCUAAACGGCACUAAAGUGGCAGAGGGACACAAAGCCAGCUUCUGUCUGGAGGACACUCACUGUGACGAGGGUAUCCAGAAGAAGUAUGAAUGUGCAAACUUCGGGGCACAAGGCAUCACAGUUGGCUGCUGGGAUACGUACAGGCACGACAUCGACUGUCAGUGGAUUGACAUCACAGACGUGAAGCCUGGCGACUACAUCUUCCAGGUCGUGAUAAACCCAAACUAUGAGGUUGCAGAAUCAGAUUACACCAACAACAUUAUGAGGUGCCGCUCUCGGUACGAUGGACAGCGGAUAUGGACAUACAACUGUCAUAUAGGUGGCUCACGGAGUUCAGAAACAGAGGAUAUAUUCCCCGGAUUGCUGAACAACGAGCUUUCACACAGGUAGGCCAAAGAUGGACGACACAGACGGACGGACGGACAGACGGACGGACAGACAUUAGGGAAGCAUAUAUUGAUAUUUGACAACCACUAGAGGGAGCUGUACUGUUGUGCUUCCUUGGAGCUGUGCUGGAUUGCUGCUGGGCUCAGGGCUCAACUGGUACAACGGACAACGACUCAAUGAGAAAAUGAACUGCUUGCUUACUAAAUCUAUUAUUCAGCUGUACAAAAGUGUCCUUAUCUCUUAGUGUCUUAGUUCCUUUAUUGCCAGUAAAAUGUACGUUUUGACCAGGUGCUUGCUGGGAGAGAUGUCAGGGAGGGGUGCUGCCAAAUAACUUAUUAAAUUAACUGUGCCAACAGUUGUCUUCUAAGCCAAAGUUUAAAGAGUUUGGGAAAAGCCUCAAACCAAAAUCCAUUAGAUGAGACCUUCACUCUUAUGAUAUGUUUGCUUGGGAUGAAUGAAAAUAGUCUACUGCUAAACCAGGUGCUACAACUGAAUCUUGCACUGUAUGUUUAAAAUCACAUUUGCUUCCACAGUAUUGGAUAGUUAAAGGCUUUAACUAGAAACUGAAAACAAAUACAGUACAUGAUUAUAAUUACUGUAGAACAACAUGGCAACAACGCAACUAAUGAGACAAAUAAUUGAUGUUUUUAUAAAGACCUGUAUUUAACUUUCUACAAAUUGUAACCAAAACUGUAAUUUAGGCUACCUAAAGUCCCUACAGUGCUGAACGCAAAGGUUGCUUGGAUUUGUUUCCUGCAGUAUUUCUGACAAUCUGUAAAGAUUUGCAGUCACAAAAUUAAGUGGGAAUGUUUUUCUUCCUGGAUUUUGUGUUCCACAUACUUGAGCUCGCUUUUGAAAAUGUUUUAUUUAUUGACACAUUUGCAUCUUCACGAUCUGUACAUCCUCUUCAGCUUCUGUCUCAAUGUCUGAGUUUUGUUACAUUAUUACCGUCAGGGACUAUGAUAACAUUGUGGAUGUACUGUAAAAGCCACAAAUGUGUGUGAAAAUGCCUCAUCAUUGUUUGUGAAUUAGUUUUUUUAAUGUAGCAAAUUCAAUAAUUCAUUUUAAGUGCUUGCUGUCUGACUGGAUAUAUUUUGUAUGCAUGGGUGAAUGUGGAAAAUCACUAAAUUUUUUGAAAUAAAUAUUGGUGAAAGCAGAUCCAAA